CAGCCUAAUAAGAAGCAGACAACACUUUGAAGGAGGGAGGCAGGCGGGAAAGGGGGUGACAUCAAUCUGGGUCUGCUGUCUGUGCCCAUUUGGAGUGCAGCACUUUGCAGAGUGCACUGAGACGCGGUUGCAGCCUGGCAAAAGACCUUUACUGCAAAUAGCAGUCAGGAUUUGGUGUUUGUGGGUAGUUGCAAGUCUCCACUGGGACAGAGAGAAUGGCAUCCACAGGGUGGACGCUCCUGGUUUUGGCGGUGGCCGCCUGCUCGCCUUUCGCAGCGGGACGGAGAAUGAAGCAGCCCCGGUGCCCCUCUGGAUGUACCUGCACCAAAGAUAACGCCCUGUGUGAAAACGUCCGCUCUGUGCCUCACCAUUUCCCCUCAGACGUCCUGUCACUGUCUUUUGUCAAGUCUGGAUUCAGUGAAAUCACGGGAGGAAGCUUUGCGCAUACACCCGCCUUGCAACUACUAUUGUUCACGGCUAAUUCCUUUGACUUGAUCAGCGAAGACGCAUUCGUAGGUCUGCCGCAUCUUGAAUAUCUGUUUAUUGAGAAUAACAAGAUUGCAUCAAUCUCUCCCAAUGCAUUCCGGGGCCUCAAAACAUUGAUUCAUGUGAGUCUGGCUUACAACAAUCUUGAGACGCUGCCUAAAGAUGUGUUCAAGGGUAUGGAUGCUUUGACUAAAGUGGAUCUGCGAGGCAACAGCCUGAUAUGCGACUGCAAGCUGAAGUGGCUGGUGGAGUGGAUGCACCACACCAACGCCACACUGGACCAGAUCUACUGCAGCGGGCCGCCCAGUCACCAGGGCAAGAAGAUCAACGACCUGCUGCCGCUUUCCUUCGACUGCAUCUCGUCAGAGUUUGCCUCCUAUCAGUCGCUGAAGUUCGAGUCCAUUUCCGUGGAGUCGUUCACCUUUGGCAACGACCAGUUUGUUGUGUUUGCGCAACCCUUUGCCGGGACGUGCAGCUUCAUGGAAUGGGAUCACGUUGAGAUGAACUUCAGGAGCUUUGACACCAUCGAAUGCACUUCCACUGUGGUCUGCAAGCCCAUGGUGAUCGACCACCACCUUUUUGUCAUCGUGGCGCAGCUCUUUGGCGGCUCUCACAUUUACAAACGCGACAUCUCCGCUAACAAGUUCAUCAAGAUCCAGGACAUUGACAUCCUGAAAAUCCGCAAACCCAAUGACAUCGAAAUCUUUACGAUUGACGGGGAGUCAUUCUUCGUCAUUGCAGACAGCUCCAAGGCCGGAUCAACAACCGUGUACAAAUGGAAUGGCAAUGGAUUCUACUCCCAUCAGUCUCUCCACCCGUGGUACCGGGACACAGACGUGGAAUACCUGGAGAUCUCCAGCAAACCUCACUUGAUCUUGUCCAGCAGCUCCCAGAGGCCUGUGGUUUAUCAGUGGAACAAGGUCCUGAAACAGUUUGACCGCAGGACCGACCUACCUGAGAUGGAGGAUGUGUUCUCCAUUAAACACUUCCGGGUCAAAGGAGAUCUGUUUAUAUGCUUGACAAGAUUCAUUGGGGACUCCAAGGUGAUGCGUUGGGACGGCGCCAUGUUCAAGGAGGUCCAGACGUUCCCAUCCCGCGGAUCUAUGGUCUUCCAGCCCGUCUCCAUCGGCAACUGGCAGUACGCCAUCCUGGGCAGCGAUUACUCGCUGACGCAGGUGUACCAGUGGGACGCCAAGAGGGGCCACUUUGUGCCGUCUCAGGAGCUGAGCAUCCAGGCGCCGAGGGGAUUUUCUCAGGUGUCAGUGGACGGUCGGGAGUUCCUGAUUGCCUCCAGCUUUAAGGGCAAGUCGCAGAUUUACGAGCACCUCAUGAUCGAUCUUAGCAAUUAAAUCCGAACUCAAACGCCUAAUAGGUCGUACAAUCCUGAUUUCGACCAACAUCUCCGGGAAACAUAUUUCACUAAAGUCAGAGUUUGGACCACAGAAACAUUCUUAUGUUUUCGUUUUGGUGAACCCCUCACCAAAAAACACAGUGGGAAGAAGAAGAAUAUUUAAAAAAUCCAUAGCCUCGUCGUCACUUGUUAUCAAACAUUCGGUAGACUUGUUUUGUCAUUUUGCAGUGGUUAACUUCUUUUUACACUUGCGUGACAAGAGUGCUAAAAAGGGAGAUUUCACAUCACCUUACGCCUUCGUUAUAAAAGCAGUUUGCUUUGUUUUCACGUCUCAGUCUUAACAGGAGUUAACUUCAUUCUACAUGUGUAUGAUAGCUCAGAACAUUACUCUGAACCAUAAUAAGCGCAACAGUUUGACCCUGGAACUGACUAUUUUCUGAUGUCUUCAUAUUCAAAGGGAAUAUCUUAAGUUUACCAACUUUCGCAUACUCUAAGCCAGUGUUUGUGACUGCAUAAGUGAGAAUAAUACUCAUUUAGCAGAGGAAGCAAGCAAAGUGGUCCAUAGUGAAAAUCCCGUUGACUGUGUUUACUGCAUGACCACGGAAUGAAGAUAGACUGUCCUCCAUCUACUUGUACUCUGCGGUUACGCAAGACUCCAUGCAUGAUGCAGACGCUCACAAUGUUGCUCUUCGGAUGAAUGACUCGCUAGAAGCAUCCCACUGUGUCGCUAUUCCCUUUUCACUUGCCCUUUUUUCGCCCUCAUGGACAAAAAGCAUUGUUGGAAUGACACUGUGCUGCACCUGUACCUGUGCUCGCACCUCUUUCAACUAAACCUUACUGACAACAAGUUGCCAAAUACAAUGUUUACUGUUAUUUUUAUACUAUACUGUAUAUAAUAAUUUAUAUGAUACGGCUUUUCUAGGUAGUUUCAUUUUGGAUAGGCUAGAAUGUUACGAUAGUAGCCUCAUUGUUACAUUUGUGCAGUUUCACUCUUAAAGUUAGAAAGUAAUUGUGGAAAAUGUCAUUAAAACAGUAGAAAUGUCAGAUUUUUGUCAUUGCUGUUAUUGAUUUACCUAUAUAACAUGUAUUUUUUAUCGAUUUCAUGACCAAUAAAACAGAGUAUAGGAAAUGUCAUCUUCCU
Entelurus aequoreus (snake pipefish) is the source of this 2978-nucleotide messenger RNA. RefSeq names its product leucine-rich, glioma inactivated 1b (gene lgi1b). Gene Ontology annotation, biological process: myelination. NCBI's taxonomy places the organism in Eukaryota, Metazoa, Chordata, Actinopteri, Syngnathiformes, Syngnathidae. The record is from RefSeq and is a predicted model, not a curated record. Gene Ontology annotation, molecular function: protein binding. The transcript is spliced from 10 exons. The coding region runs from base 216 to 1835 and encodes 539 amino acids.